Molecule: messenger RNA, 1348 nt
Organism: Daldinia caldariorum
Lineage: Eukaryota; Fungi; Ascomycota; Sordariomycetes; Xylariales; Hypoxylaceae
Product: SelR-domain-containing protein
Exons: 2
Coding region: 218-829 (203 amino acids)
Biological process (GO): response to oxidative stress; protein repair
Molecular function (GO): peptide-methionine (R)-S-oxide reductase activity
Source: RefSeq, a predicted model, not a curated record
GCAAAUUGUGGCGAAUGGUGUGGAUCAAUUUAUAACGUCGCUGACGACAUCUGCAUUAAUUCCAUCCCUUGUCCUUUCGGUAGAGUGACUUUGAAGCAUUUCGUGCAUUACAACGUCUAUUACAUAGUAAAUUAGUAAAACAGUAAUUCCAAAUCAUCAAGUCGGAUCCCCCCAUAUAAAUAAACCUAUUCAACUAUUCAACAGACCGUAACAACUAAUGCGAUCGUUUCCAUUCUCUAACUUAUUCCGAACUUUCUUCACCUUUUCUACCUUGAGUAGAGCUAGAGUUCGUCCUUUGGUUCAUCCGUCACUGCGCUAUACCUCAACAACUUUAAGGUCUAUGCCGACCAUUCCAUUCUUAGGAAGUCUGUUUGGCUCAAGCUCAAAUACAUCCAACAACAUGUCGUAUCCGGACCAGAGAACACCUGACGAGUGGCGCGCUGUUCUCAGCAAAGAACAAUUCAGAAUUCUCAGAGAAAAGGGCACCGAGCCACCGGGAUCCGGGAAGUAUGAUAAGUUCUUCUCCGAAUCUGGCGUGUAUACAUGUGCAGGCUGCAAUUCCCCAUUGUACAAGGCAAAUCACAAGUUCCAGUCCGGCUGCGGCUGGCCGGCAUAUUUUGACAGCAUUCCCGGCGCUGUCACAAGGCAUACUGACAACUCGUGGGGCAUGGAAAGGACGGAGAUUUGCUGCGCCAACUGCGGUGGUCAUCUUGGUCAUGUCUUCAAGGGGGAAGGAUACCCAACUCCAACCGAUGAGAGACACUGCGUCAAUAGUAUCAGCCUAAAUUUCUCUCCGGAAGACAAGCCAGUCCAAGGAAACGAGAAAUAGAACAGGGUCGGCGACCAGGAAGCUGUAUUAAGAUUUCUGUUUUAAAGGGGGGAGCAGGGGCAAGGGGGGGUGGCAAAGGAAAAGUGAGAGAGGACUUAGUGAGGCAUGUCUAGGUUAGGUACCUGUGGAUGGGAAAAAGUAUGUCGAGUAAGGUUGUUCUAAGCAGUUUUACUAUUGAUAUAGUAUCUAUCUACAUUUCCUUUUUUGUUUUUUUUUUCCACUGCCAAAGAGUCACUUUUUUUCUAGCCAAAUGGAAGUGGGACAAUGGUGCGUCGGUGUCUUCGUCUAACAAUUUUUAGGGGUUCGUGCCUAACCAGUUGCUAAUAUUCGAGGCAUCUUACACAUUUCUGUCAUUUACGAAAUCUUCAUGUUUAAAAAAAUAGGGUGCUUACCGUCUUUGGUUGCCUUGGGGUGGGAUCUCCUUUAGGCGUAGUAGUUAGAAGCCAGUCGAAACAAAACGUCGUCUAAAUUUAAUUUCUUCAGUGUAUUCUCAACGCGCGGCUGCUCAAGUAGCAAUGA